AUGUUUCUCUGUGACGAGUGGAAAUCUUCGAAAGGUGGAUUAUCAACUUUCAAUCGCGAGUUUGCUAUUAAUUUGGCAGAGACAACGACUGAUAGCAUGAAAAUCCACUGUUAUGUCUCGAGAAGCGAUGAUCAGGAUAAGGAAGAUGCUGAACAACUUGGAGUAAAUUUAAUAACCGCUCAGACUGUUCCUGGAUCGCAAGAUCCCUUAGAUUGGUUGAAAACUCAACCUCCAGAGCUUCCGUAUCCACAUAUUGUGAUUGGUCAUGGCAGAAAACUCGGAAUUCCAGCAUGGUUCCUCAGGCGAGCUACAGGAUGUAAAUGGAUUCAGUUUGUCCACGUCUUCUGUGAGGACCUUGGAAAGUUUAAAGAAACUACUGCCACGGCCGUUACAGAUACGAUCGAGGAGAACGAGGAGAAGCACAAGAAAGAAAUUGAGUCGUGUAAAGCAGCGGAUGCAGUUAUCGCUGUCGGCUCGCGUCUACAACGAAAGUACAGCAGAAGUCUCCCAAAUGUGGCGGUGGAGAUCAUCACCCCAGGAAUUUUGAAAAAGUUUUGCAAUGAAUCGAUAGAAUCGGGAGAACAUGCUGGUGUAUUAUCGAGGACGUUGAAUGCCUUUAAGGCUUUUAAAUUCAACGUCUUCAUGUUCGGCCGAGCAACCUUUGAAGACCUUACGUUAAAGGGUUAUGAUAUAGUAGCAAAUGCCAUAGGUUCCCUUGGAGGGAAAUUUGAGCUCACAUUUGUUGGCUCUUCUCCUGGUGAGCACCGAAACGUAGAGCAAUGGUUUCUUAAUAACACAUGCAUCAAACGCAAGCAGAUAACAAUUCGUGGUUAUUGCACUAAACAGGAUGAACUGAAAGAAAUGUUUCACCAAUCAGACCUGGUUGCUGUUCCUUCACGUACUGAAGGAUUUGGGUUAGUUGGCCUCGAAGCCAUUUCUUCCGGUGUACCUGUACUUGUCUCUGAUGAAUCUGGCAUAGCUGAGGCGUUGCAAAAAGUAGAAGGCGGAAACACUGUCAUUGUUGGAUCAGAUGAAGAUGAAGAUGAAUGGGCACGAAGGAUAAGUGAGGUGUCCAGCCAAAGUCCAGAAGAGAGACAAACCAGUGCCAAACAGCUUAGAGAGAACUACAGGAGGGUUUACCCUUGGAGAAUGGAAUGUGAGAGGUUCAAAGGGCUAAUUGAAAAGGUUGUGAAAACU
Messenger RNA from Pocillopora meandrina, 1197 nucleotides. The record is from the annotation of a GenBank genome assembly. Lineage: Eukaryota; Metazoa; Cnidaria; Anthozoa; Scleractinia; Pocilloporidae.